Molecule: messenger RNA, 1233 nt
Organism: Salarias fasciatus (jewelled blenny)
Lineage: Eukaryota; Metazoa; Chordata; Actinopteri; Blenniiformes; Blenniidae
Product: coagulation factor XIII A chain-like
Exons: 6
Coding region: 1-780 (259 amino acids)
Biological process (GO): blood coagulation, fibrin clot formation; peptide cross-linking
Molecular function (GO): protein-glutamine gamma-glutamyltransferase activity
Source: RefSeq, a predicted model, not a curated record
AUGCGCCUGCCUCUUUCAGACGGCAGCACAGGGUUUCCGCCGUGCCACGGAGUGAAGGUCGGUGCGGUUCGCAGCGGAGGUGAAGAGCCCCGCGAGGUGUUCCACAGGCUGGCGGGGAACACUCAGACGGCUGGCUCUGGAGAACGUGGAGAGGGAAUCAUCUGUGCAGACUUCUCCGAGCCGGAGGAGCCACGGCAGCUGAGGAGAUCCCCGCCCGAAACGGCCCAGUCGGUGAAGGAGGUGGGAAUGGCGCUGUAUUUCUUCAUCAUGUAUUACACCGGAGUCACCACCUCUGAGUUCCUCUUCAGGGACCCCACCGUCAAAAUCGGCCCCAACAAAACUGUGAACGAGCUGAUAACAGUGGAGUCAAAGAGGUACCUGAAGUACUUGGUGGAGCAGGCCAACCUUCACUUCAUAGCCACCGGGAAGAUCAGGGAGACCGGCCAGAUCGUCACCGCAAUGAAAGUCGUCGCGCUGCGCAAUCCCAAACUCACGGUCGAGGUGUCUGCUACAGGCAAAGUGAAUGAAGAGAUGGUGGCCAAAGUUCAGUUUACAAACCCCUUCAGCUUCAGCCUGGAGAACGUCUACGUCCGCAUGGAGGGGCCGGGCCUCAUGGCGCCCAAAUUCAAAUAUUACGGUGUGAUCCUUGGAGGCCUGUCUCUGACCUGGUCAGAGUUCUUCGUCCCGCAGAGGCCCGGUGAAACCCGGGUGAUCGCCACGCUGGACUGUGCCGCCCUCCGGCAGGUCUCUGGCCAGGCGACCGUCACCAUCACGGCCUGAGCAGCACUGCAGGACCGCCGACUCCAUCCAGACGCAGUUAUUUUAAGGCUAAUGUACCAGUCUGUAAUGUAGUUGAAACCUUUAGCGGUGGAACAAGUGUAGCUUUAGCAUCUAGCUAGCAAAAGCUGGAGUUUUGAAUUCCUUCAUGUUCCACUUGAGAUAACUCAGACGUUAUGUUAAUGGAUACAAAACCAAUCAGAAGGAAGAACACAUAAAUUGACAGUCAUUUUCAAAAUAUUGUCAUCUAAAAGCAAAACUUUUCUGAGACAAAAACGCUGUCGUGUCCCAUAAUGCUUUGCAUUGUGACACUGUCCUGUGACAUUAUCUUACUUAUAGCUUCACCUGGAAGCCCACCAGUACUGAAGAUGAAUUUGAUAGUUCGACUAAUGAAGCUUGUUGCGUUGUCUUCUGAAUCGACUGAAUCGAUUUGCCUUUCCGUCACCAUUUAUCAUU